Messenger RNA from Fusarium verticillioides 7600, 5027 nucleotides. RefSeq names its product Atypical/ABC1/ABC1-C protein kinase. The record is from RefSeq and is a predicted model, not a curated record. The coding region runs from base 201 to 2285 and encodes 694 amino acids. The transcript is spliced from 2 exons. Lineage: Eukaryota; Fungi; Ascomycota; Sordariomycetes; Hypocreales; Nectriaceae. Gene Ontology annotation, cellular component: mitochondrion.
GGCAUCCUUGUACAGUAAAUCGAUCCGAGUCUUUGCAUCAUUAACGCGCUUGCACAUGCCAGACUCGUCUCUUUUUUAUACUUGUCAACCUCCGAACCUGACCUGACCACUCUCUGAAUGCAAUCGCCCCCCAGGCUUUGCUCGAAUAUGAGAGUGUCCGCGUCAACACAAUUCUCUAGAAAGACCUUCCCCCUUCCGAGAUGAGAGCUGGCUCCUUCAUAGGCCGGCUUUUCGUCCACCCGGGCUUCCGAACAUACCCCAACGUCAACACCCACACCAGGUUCACCAUUGCCAGUCUUGGUCGUCGUUUCGCGUCUCAGAGCUCCCACAGCCCUCGAUUCACACAAUGGCCCAAAGGCGCGCCGAAAAGAAUAGCACUGCGUGCUUCCGGUGGUGCUGCGGCACUAGGAACAGCUGCUUUUGUUGAGCUGUCGCAACAAGAAAACGGCAACGAUCAAGAGACCGGCGAGAAGCGCAUGCUCGAGGUAUCACGGGCUGAGGUCAAAAAGGGCGUAUCAGCCGAUUCACAUGGUCUUUCGAGGCUCGGAGAGCGCAUCAAGUACUUGAUCGACCUCUUGAUCAUCGAGCCCGUAUGCACUGGGUUCCGUUUCCUCCAGCUUGUUGUAAUUUUUGUGCCGGUGAUAAUCACCAUUCCUGCCAUAUACUUUGGAAAACGACAACCUAGUAGAGACAACGAACGAUCAGGUACGCUCUGGUGGUAUGGCUUCUUGGUCAACGAGAUGGAAAUGGCUGGCCCAGCCUUCAUCAAACUCGGACAAUGGGCUGCCUCGCGAACCGAUAUCUUCCCUACCGAAAUGUGCGAGAUCAUGUCUAAGCUUCACUCGAAUGCGCCGGCUCACUCACUCCAUGCAACGCGCGUCACGGUGGAAGCUGCUUUUGGUGGCCGCCCCUUUGACGACAUCUUUGACGAAUUCCAGGAGAAGCCUUUAGGUGUUGGCGCUAUCGCCCAGGUCUACAAGGCCAAGCUGAAGCCAGGCUUGGCUAAGCCAGACGAAGCUGAUCUUCAUGACUCAUAUCCUCUGGCGCAAAAUAUGAAGCGCAAUGUUGAUACAGUGCUUAAGAGCUCACCGCAGAGAGUACCGUCGUCCUACGUUGCAGUCAAAGUGCUGCACCCAUACGUCGAGAGGACGGUUCGACGAGACCUUCGCAUCAUGGGCUUCUUCGCUUCCCUGCUCAACUUGAUUCCUACGAUUGAGUGGCUGUCACUGCCCGACGAGGUUGCUCAAUUUGGGGAGAUGAUGAAGCUCCAGCUUGACCUUCGCAUAGAGGCCGCAAAUCUGGCCACUUUCCGGAAGAACUUCAAAGAUCGAUCUACAGCCUGGUUCCCAUACCCGUAUACUGAAUACACAACGCGAAAUGUCCUUAUUGAAGAAUACGCCCAGGGUAUCCCAUUGGCAGACUUUAUGGAGAAUGGCGGCGGCGUCUUCCAACAUGAUAUUGCCGACGAAGGCCUUGACGCUUUCCUCCGUAUGUUACUCCUUGAUAAUUUUGUCCACGCUGAUUUGCAUCCUGGCAACAUCAUGGUGCGAUUCUACCAAUCAGCUCACCCCGAGCUGCGUCUAAGAAAGACAAUGACAAAGGCGCAUCCUGAUGAGAAGGAAGAUGUGACCGAACAAGUGCUUGAACGACUUCGACCAUAUCGACACCGCAAGGAUCCCAAGGCUUGGGAGGCGGAGCUGGCCAAGAUCGAUGCUGAAGGUUUCCGGCCUCAGCUCAUUUUUAUCGACACUGGACUCGUGACUGAACUCAACGCUGUGAACCGCGAGAACUUCCUCGACCUUUUCCGCGCCGUUGCUGAGUUUGAUGGUUACAAGGCCGGCCAUCUCAUGUGCGAACGCUGUCGCCAACCAGAUGCUGUACUCGAUAAAGAAGUAUUUGCUCUAAAGAUGCAGCAUCUAGUUCUCGGUGUCAAGAGCCGCACCCUGGCUCUCGGUAACGUCAAAAUCGGCGAUAUCCUGCAAGAGGUGCUUAGCAUGGUUCGAAACCACCAUGUUCGUCUCGAGGGCGAUUUCGUCAACGUCGUAAUUAGUAUUCUGCUUCUUGAGGGUAUUGGUCGCAGUCUGAACCCCGAUGUCGAUCUACUCAGCAGCUCCUUGCCAAUCCUGCGUCAGCUCAGCGCCCAGAGCGGCCCAGGUAUGGCAAAGCAUGGCGACUUUUCCAUGCUAGUGGUAUGGCUGGGAUUGGAAGCAAGACGGUUUAUGCAAGCCAGCAUCGAAGACGUCGAACGAUGUGUCAAGUAUGACCAACUUUCCCCCAAUGUGUAAUUAUAAAGAUCUUGUUUGAACUAGAAUUCGCGGAGUACAGCAUCAGAAGGCGUACGGGUGGGGAUGAUAAAUACGUGAGAAAUACAUGAGAGACACGACGAAACAAAGACCUACUCUUAGAUGUGCGUAAUUUCAUUGAAUUAUUAUAUAGGCUGGUCCCCUUUCUAACAAUAAACCACCGCUUUCACGUAAUAAUAUCGUGAGUCUACAUCUCCGCGUAAUACCGUCUAAAUUGACGCUGUCUUGAUUCACGCCUUUCUAUCUUUAGGUGCCUAUUGAGCACUUCCUAUCCCAUAACCGCACCAUAACGCCUUGAUCUUUAGAAUUACGAAGAAACGAAAGGGAACUCCUAAUCCGUACUGGCACUCAAUUCCAUAGACUUGUCCCACAAGUUCCUCAGUAUGGCUGCGGUACCAUCUUCCUCUUCACCGCCAACCAGACUUGAUCCGCUCAGUCGGUCAGUAAGCCUACCAUCGUCGUCGUUGCCGUCGUAGCUCGACGAGGCACCGUUGGUUGUCCGUACCGAGGCAGGGCGUUUCGGCGUCAUCGGUCGUCGAGAAUCGGGCAUGCUGACGUUGCGGGUGUGCUGGCGCAUGGUGAGGUCUGUGGAACGCUUGCCGUUUGUCGAAGCGGUGCCAGGUCGUGGGAUGCGCAAUGAUUUGUCCAUACCGGGGAGAUGGUUGAGACGUUCGAGUGAACGAGAAAUGGGGUUGAGAUGCCUUCGAACAACGAGAUACUCCAUGCCUGUACGCUCCAAGAGCUUGCCUACACGUGGAUCUCGACUGUUACCUCCGUCAUAUCCGGGACCACCGACACCGAUGAGUGGAGAAUGACCGACUACACCUCCGACACCACCAACUGCUUGCCCAGGCUCAAUCACGGAACUGGCUCGCUGCAGGUUAAGCUUCUGCUGUGUUCGCGAUGUUUGAGCGGCAGGCGGCGCAGCCCGUCGGGCCGCCUUGGGCGCUAGUGCGCUAUCAUCAAUGUCGUCUUUUGGUGCGCUUGUUGGGGGUUCUCGGCGCUCCUCACGGUCGCCUUGCAGGCUGGUCACAGAACGAGGUUUUUUAGGCGCGUCAUCGUAUCUGCGAAAGUCUCCCCGAGGUGGCCGGUAGAAGGAUCCCUCACUAGUCAAUCCAGAGCCAACAGCCUCGACAAACCGGGAUGUCAAUUCAUCCUGAUUACUUCCCGCAAGAGUUCCUGACCCUAUGGCAUCAGCAGAGGCUGGCGCAAAAUGGCGAGGAGAGAUGUGCGCCAGAUCUGCGCUCAUCUGGGGCGGAGCUCCGUGGGACGGAGUGCGCUGCAAUAUGCGGGAAGUGAGAUACUCCUUGUGAUGUAUCGUCUCCAACUCGGGGCUCGUUGAGUUCCGCUGCCCCGGCUCGUGUUGUGGUUGCUCGGCCAGCUUUGGAGCGGCGGAAUCGUUGGGUGUAGCCGGUCUUGAUCCGCCAGUGCGGUCGUCGGGGUGGUGCACGGAGUGGUUACUACUGUUGAGAGAACCCUUGCGGGAGAGGUAGGGGGAAUUAGAGCCACUCGCGUCGACCCAUUCGUCCUCCUCGUUACCCAAAUCGAAAUGGACCUGUGACUUGCCGUGAGAGAUUUGAGGCUGAUAAACAAUUGUAGUACUUGAAGCUCGCUUCAGUUCUGCAGACCGAGUGCGCUUCCCGACUUCUGUAUGCGAGCGAUUGCGCUUAAGUUUUGAGUGGGAAGGACUCUUGACGAUUCUCGUGUGCGAGGGACUUUUGACCAGUUUUGUCUGGGAAGAACUCUUGUCGAGCUUUGUGUGGGAAGAGUUCUUGGUCAGCCUGGAUUGAGAUGCGCUCUUGGUAAGGUUGCCAGACGAAGACUCGCGAGAAGAGAGUUUUGCGUCGCUGAGAGCUCGUCGAUGAGAAUUGGGACCGGAGGAGAUUCGGUGUUGCUGCUGCUGCUCGAUCUGAUCGGGGGUAUCGGUAUGGCGACGGCUGAGCUUAGGCUGCUUCGGGGCAGUUUUUGAUGCUGGGCCGCGGGCGUGGUGGAGGUGACCAACAGUGUGCUGUCGCUGGUGAUGACGAUGGGGUCUCCGAUGCUGCUGCUGGUGUUGGUGUUGUUGGUUAACACCGCUGCUCUCGCUCUGCGAAUCACUCUCCUGAUGGUUGAGCGGAGGUCGUUUUGAUUGGCCGCCCAACGACGAUGCGCUGUCCGCAUCUCGGGUGUGAGGCAUGGUUGGUAGGGAUUGGAGGUAUAAUACAGCAAGAUAAAGGUUGCGCGCCGUUCGUUCUGGGUGAUGCGACGGCGAAUUGGUCGUUGUCGUAUCUGACGGAUCUCGAGCGGUAAAAGAUUUUCAACUUUUGGCGACUUUUCUUUCUCCUUUGUUGUGUUUGCGACUGACUACAAAUGUUAUAUUCCCUUUUUGGCUGCACUGAUGACCAGGGUAUUUAAUAUCAUGGGCGCUGCAGCAGUAGUUGCAAAUAAAUACGUGACAAAGAAUAAGGAAAGUGGUAGGAGGUUAAUUGACUCCGCGUCGUAUCAGAGAUUCAGUAGGUAGGUAGGCAGUCGUCGUCUCGGAUCGCGAAUGGUGGUGGUUCCGUCCCCGUUGCCGAUUAUGGAGCUCCCUUUAAGUCAGAUUUGUAGGGCUCCCUUUCAGUGAUGUCAAUGUCAAUGGAUCGGCCACGAGAAGAAUCGGUGAGGGUUGAGAGUAGUGGAGGAGCGGAGAUAGGCCGGCGAUCACUAUGAGUCUGGAGUCCGAGGAGAAGAAGAAGAUGAUGAUGA